AUGCAUUUUUCAUUCAGCUCUUGUCUUGUUUGGUCCUCGUUCGUUGCAGGCUGUGCCUACGCUGCGAGCCCAGAUUCCUCUAACAGCGAUGUGUCCAUACUAGUCAACGAGUUCGCCAGAGCGAACAACCAGUCCUUACUAUGGGGGCCAUACAAGCCCAACCUCUAUUUUGGCGUUCAGCCGCGCAUCGCAAAGAGUCUGACUGCUGGUUUAUUGUGGGCCAAUGUCGAUUCUUAUGAAACCGCCCAAGCCAACUUUAGGCAUACCUGCGAGCAAAACGAAGGCAUGAGAGGAUACGGCUGGGAUGAAUACGACGUGCGCAAGGGCGGCCGACAGACUAUUCAUGAUGUUGGCAAUUUCGUCGACAUCACAAUAGAUUUCGUCAAGAUUCCCGGAGGACACCACGGAGGUAGCUGGGGAGCGCGAGUAAAGGGCGUUCCGCGGGAAGAUGCCCCUGCCGAUACGCAUACAACUGUUGUCUUCUAUACUUCUCUCGAGGGUCUUGGUAGUGUGCAAGUUGAGAAUACAGUCGAAAACCAGAUCGGUCUCAAGGAGAACGUGAAGCUGAAAGGGAUGACCCCAGACCUUGGCGAGUUUUCCAUCGACAUCACUCCGGGCCCGGACAGCAACAGACAUCCUGAUUUGGACCAUCCAAGCAGCAUUGAAAAGCCGUUGGAUCGCCCUCUGGUAGCUAGUUUACAAACACCGCCAGAGCACCUGUGGCAAGUCAAACCGUUACUGUUUACUGCAAUGAAGCCUGAUGUUGAGGCCUUGUUUGCAAAAUACGGGACCGAGUCACCCCCUCCAGCCCCUAGGGUUUUCACGGUGCCUGUACACGCUGGGCAAGGAAACCUGCAUUUUGUGCAAAAAGUAUUUGAAGGGGCGUUUGAAUUCGACAUUAUUUUCGAAUCAGGCUCUGCUUCUCUUCCUGUCACAUCUGAAAUCCUGACCGAAAAAAUAAAUGAAAUAUCCUCUUCUUUCUCAAGCCGAUACGACAAGAUCUUUGCUCCGCAGGCUCCCUUCAACAAGCCGGAAUAUUCCGAGUUCUCCAAGGCCAUGUUUUCAAACCUCGUUGGAGGCAUUGGUUAUUUCUAUGGCGGUGGACUAGUUGACCGAUCUGAAGCUCCCGAGUACGAAGAAGAGAACGAGGGUUUUUGGGAAGAAGCCGCAGAGGCGAGAGCACGCGUUCAGCCAAUAGAAGAAGACCCCAGAGAGUUGUUCACCUCCAUACCUUCUAGGCCAUUCUUCCCUCGGGGCUUCUUGUGGGAUGAAGGCUUCCACCUAAUUCCAGUGACUGACUGGGAUAUUGGCCUGGCACUAGAAAUAGUCCAAAGCUGGUUCAACCUCAUGGAUGAAGAUGGAUGGAUUGGACGGGAGCAGAUUCUUGGCCCUGAGGCUCGCAGCAAGGUUCCCCCGGAAUUUACCGUCCAAUAUCCUCACUAUGCUAACCCACCAACCUUAUUCAUGGUCCUGGAGGCAUUUGUCGAUAAAUUGAAAUUCAAUGAAAGUGUUGAGAACUUGGAAUUUGAACGAGGUGACGUUGCGGACAGUCUUCGAUCUGCCCACCUUGAGAACAAGGACCUGUCUUUGUCAUACCUACGGUCUAUUUACCCGCUUCUCAAGAGGCAAUACUUCUGGUUCAAGAAAACUCAAUGGGGAGAUGUCAAGUCUUAUGACCGCGAAGCUUAUUCGAGCAAGGAGGCAUACCGCUGGCGCGGGCGGACUGUUCAACAUAUUUUGACAUCGGGUCUUGAUGAUUAUCCCCGACCACAGCCCCCUCACCCCGGCGAGCUACAUACUGAUCUCAUCAGUUGGAUGGGCUUAAUGAGUCGCUCAAUUCGUAAGAUUGCCGAAGCCAUCGACGAGACCGAAGACGCGGAGGAGUUCGCAAUUUAUGAGAACGCUAUUAGCCGCAACAUCGAUGACCUUCACUGGGACGAAGAUGCACAAACAUGGUGCGACGCAACCAUUGGUGAAUAUGAAGAAAGCGUCCAUGUAUGCCACAAGGGUUAUGUUUCGAUAUUCCCCUUCCUGGCAGGCAUUAUUGGUCCUGAUAGCUCUCGUCUCAAGCCCACGCUUGACCUCAUUCGCAAUCCCGACGAGUUGUGGAGCAACUAUGGCAUUCGCAGUCUCAGCAUAAGUGAUCCAUUCUACGGCACUGAUGAGAACUACUGGCGCAGCCCCGUGUGGAUGAACAUCAAUUAUAUGGUCGUGAAGAGUUUAUACAAUAUUGCAACUUCUCAGAGUCCACACAAAGCACAGGCAGCAGAGAUCUACUCUGAAUUGCGCAAGAACCUUGUCAAGAACAUCUACCAACAAUGGAGGGAGACCGGUUUUGCCUGGGAGCAAUACAACCCGGAGACAGGCAAGGGUCAACGCACUCAGCAUUUUACCGGCUGGACAAGUUUGGUCGUUAAGGUCAUGAAUAUGCCUGAUAUCACUCCAUCAUCCGGAGGUCACGACGAACUGUGA
Molecule: messenger RNA, 2472 nt
Organism: Talaromyces atroroseus
Lineage: Eukaryota; Fungi; Ascomycota; Eurotiomycetes; Eurotiales; Trichocomaceae
Exons: 5
Coding region: 1-2472 (823 amino acids)
Biological process (GO): oligosaccharide metabolic process; protein N-linked glycosylation
Cellular component (GO): endoplasmic reticulum membrane
Molecular function (GO): Glc3Man9GlcNAc2 oligosaccharide glucosidase activity
Source: RefSeq, a predicted model, not a curated record